AUGCCGGCGCCUAGAAUAGUGGCUCCAGCACCGGUGGACAAAAAGCUAGAAAGACUUAUCGCUACCCUACUGUCUCUAGAGAUCGGAAGCACACCACUCCCUGCCGGGUUCAACCAACCUAAGUUCAUGUUGUACGACGGCAAGACGGAUCCGUACAUACACGUUAGUCAUUACCGGCAAGUAAUGGCUGGUCACCAGCACAACAACACCUUGAUGUGUCUCAUAUUCCCAGCAAUCCUGGAGGAGAGUAUCGAGGGGUGGCAACAACUAGCGGAGGCCUUUGUCACCAGGCUCAAGACCAAUACUCGAACACCGAAAGAGGUCAACCACCUCCUGAGCAUCAAGAUAGAGUCGGGUGGUUCUUUGAAGGCAUACAAUGCCAAGUAUUGGGAAACCUACAAUGAGAUCCUUGAUUGCCCCGCCAAUCUGGUGAUCGCCCAAUACAAGCGAGGUCUACCAGUCGGGUAUAAGUUGCGAGACUCCCUCACGAUGCGUCAGUCCACAACCAUGGAGUCCUUAAUGUAA
Molecule: messenger RNA, 525 nt
Organism: Camellia sinensis
Lineage: Eukaryota; Viridiplantae; Streptophyta; Magnoliopsida; Ericales; Theaceae
Source: RefSeq, a predicted model, not a curated record